UCUAACCUCAAGGUCUAUUAAUCUGGCUCCUAUCCCUGGGUAGAGCGAGUGGCACUUACGUUCUAAAUCAUAUAAAUAUGUGACUUGCCCUUUGUAAGGCUCUUUCCAUUAAGUUUGUUAUCUCAUCAUAAGAAUGGAAAAUGUACACAGGUGGGUGCCUAAACCUUGAGAAUUUGACCCGCAGGUGGGAAUUUUACCAUGUGGAAAUUCACCCAAGUUCUUAGACUGCUGGCAGAUCAGCCUUGGCCCUGGUCCCUAUAAAUAACUUCAGGAGUGAUGCUGACUGAGUUCUAGAUUCUAGCAAGAUCCCUGAUCAUGAGGUGGAUCCUGUUUUUUGGUGCCCUUUGGGGGCAUAUCUACUGUCAAGAAACAUUUGUGGGAGAUCAAGUUCUUGAGAUCGUACCAAAGAAUGAAGAACAAAUAAAAAAUCUGGCAGAACUGGAGGCUGAAGAAGAUCUUCAGCUUGAUUUCUGGAAAUCACCCACCACACCAGGGCAGACAGUCCAUGUCCGAGUUCCCUUUGUCAGUGUCCAGGCAGUGAAGGUUUUCUUGGAGUCCCAGGACAUUGCUUACUCCAUCAUGAUCGAAGACGUUCAGGUUCUGUUGGACAGAGAGAAUGAAGAAAUGUUAUUUAAUCAAAGAAGAGAACGAAAUGGUAACUUCAACUUUGAGGCUUAUCAUACCCUGCAAGAGAUUUCCCAAAAAAUGGAUGACCUCGUGGCUGAGUACCCCGAUCUAGUGAGCAAAGUGAAUAUUGGCUCCUCUUUCGAAAAUCGGCCCAUGAACGUGCUCAAGUUCAGUACUGGAGGAGACAAGCCGGCCAUCUGGCUGGACGCCGGGAUCCAUGCUCGAGAGUGGGUUACACAAGCUACUGCAUUGUGGACUGCAAAUAAGAUUGCCUCUGAUUAUGGAAAUGAGCCAUCCAUCACUUCCAUUUUGGACACAAUGGACAUCUUCCUGCUGCCCGUCACAAACCCCGAUGGAUAUGUGUUCUCUCAAACCAAAAAUCGUAUGUGGCGAAAGACCCGGUCCAAAGUAUCUGGAAGCCGCUGUGUUGGUGUUGAUCCUAACCGGAACUGGGACGCAGGUUUUGGAGGACCUGGAGCUAGCAGCAGUCCUUGCUCUGAUUCAUACCAUGGACCCAGUGCCAACUCUGAAGUUGAAGUGAAAUCCAUAGUGGACUUCAUCAAGAGUCACGGAAACGUCAAGGCCUUCAUUACCCUCCACAGCUAUUCCCAGCUGCUGAUGUUCCCCUAUGGGUAUAAAUGCACCAAGUUAAAUAACUUCGAUGAGCUGAAUGAAGUGGCCCAAAAGGCUGCCACAUCUCUGACAAGCCUGCACGGCACCAAGUACAAAGUGGGUCCUAUCUGCUCAGUCAUCUAGAGAGGAAGGGAGAGAUGGGGGAGACAGGGAAAGACAGAGCAACAGACAUCAGUGUGAGAGCGAAAUGUUGAUUGGCUGCCUCCUGUAUGCUCCCUGACUGGAGACUGAACCCGCAACCUAGGUAUGUGCCCUGACUGGGAAUCGAACCAGCAACAUUUUGGUAAAUAGGAUGAUGCUCCAACCAACUAAGCCACCUGGCCAGGACCCACUAUAGACUUUUCGUGUGAUUGGCUCUGUCACGUAGCCACACCAAAGGCGUGAGUUAGCACUUUUGGCACCCAGAAAGGCUCGGUUCAAGCCAGAAACCUUUCCGUAUUUGCUGUUUACCAGGCGCUACUAUAGCUGCUGUGAGUGGAGACAGACACUGGUCAGAGGAGUUGUGUCCAUUCACAGUAUUAACCGCGAGUCCUGCCCGCCCUGGGACAGCCUCCCCCGUCUUCCUCUUUGUCCGACCCGUUCUUAGGGAUGCGGUGGCUUCCUCCAUCUCUGCCUCAGGCAGCUCCUUCAGUUCACCUCUACCUGCCCUCUAUGGGCGGGACCUCAAGCAGGUCCAUCACUCAUCUCUUCUGAGUCAUAAUCACCCCAAGUCUUUGUAGGCUAAUGCCACCUUCCUUCAUCAUGUGUCUUGUCAGCGGUCCCGAAUGACACAGGUGCAUGUUACUCUACUGCAUGAGCC
Artibeus jamaicensis (Jamaican fruit-eating bat) is the source of this 2059-nucleotide messenger RNA. It is a transcript of the gene CPA2, whose product is annotated as carboxypeptidase A2. Gene Ontology annotation, molecular function: metallocarboxypeptidase activity; zinc ion binding. The transcript is spliced from 11 exons. NCBI's taxonomy places the organism in Eukaryota, Metazoa, Chordata, Mammalia, Chiroptera, Phyllostomidae. Gene Ontology annotation, biological process: proteolysis. The record is from RefSeq and is a predicted model, not a curated record. The coding region runs from base 316 to 1383 and encodes 355 amino acids.